AUGGAUUUUUACUACCGCAAGCUGAUGGGCAAUGGCACUGUUGCCAGCAAGUUCCGCUUGAACAGCAUCCAGCUCAAUCAGUCCAACAUGCAAAAGGUCGCAGAAAACAAAGCCGCUAAUAACUCGAAUGUAGAAAGAACGCAGGAAUCCAAAACGGACUAUCCAGCAGAUAAUUAUCCCAUAGAAAGUCCCGAAACUCACCACCCCAGCAAUUGUAUUCGUUGCUAUCGGUUGAAGAAAAAGUGUUCCAGACAGUAUCCCAAAUGUUCUACAUGUACCAAAGGGCAUUUUGACUGUGAAUACGUAACUAGGUCUAACAAACGUAAACGCAGGAAAAAGGCGGAUUUGAAUAAUCUCGAGAACACUAUUGAUUUAACUCAAAACAAAGCUACGGGAAAAGAUGGUAAUGUAGAUAAACUGGUUGUGGCACAUAAAUUAGUAUCUGUAUCGUCUCUUCUUACCGACGAAACUCCAGAUCCUUCAAAAUUGGUCUCUACUCAUGAAUCAUCUCGACCUAGAAAAGUUCCCUCAGCUGCCCUUUCAAGUAUGGCCAGAAGAACAAGAGAACACAACGAAUCACUAGCGGAAAAACUGACUAAGAAGCUCUUCCAUCCUCUAAAGACAAACCUCAAUGAUGAUUUCAUCACCGUAUUACCCAUGAAGAACUAUAUCUCCGCCACAUUUGUAUACAAUUACUUUGAGAAUUUUGGCUCCAAAUACCCUUUCGUUAACAAGGAAGAAUUCAUGCAGCGAUUUGUAAAGAUCGACUUUAACAAGGAGGCUAUCGUCAACUUGGAUAUUUAUAUGGUAAUGAGCAUUGGCUGUAUCAUAUAUGAUUCAUAUAGCAAUGUGCUGCUUUUCGACAAAUUCUUCAAGGAAUCCAUAAUAGAGUCUAUUGUGGACGGAUUAGAUUUUACCUUUAACGGACAAAAUAGCGAGAAAGAAGAACUUCAAAACUUGGAAUUAAUAACCCUCCUCACAAUCUACAGUAUUGCGUCUUUGAACAAACAGAAUUGCUGGGCUCUUGUGGGAGUUUUGAAUAGAUUGGCCCUUCAAUUGGAUCUAUACAAAGCAACGGACAAUGUGCGAAAACAGAGACUUUUCUGGUCUAUCCACAAUAUCGAGAUGGAAUUGAGCUUGUUGCUAAACAAGCCCGCACAGACUCCUCAAGAUAAGUUUAUCACUUUAGACUACCCAUUGAAAAAUAAGUAUUUUAAAUGCGAAGAAGAGGUGCUACUUUCACAUGAGAUAUGGUAUGCCAAAAUCCAAGAGAAGAUUCUUGUAUUGCAAUUGUCUAACGAUGAUGACAAACAGAAAUUGGUGACAUUGUCCUCUGAGAUUGAGAAGUGGAGAGUUGGUAUAAGUGGAGUGGUUCAUCGAGUAUAUAGAGAAUCGCUGCUCUUGAAGAACUAUACCGACUUGAUCAAUUUAAAUUACUACUAUUUGCUUGUGGAGCUAGAUCAACUUUCUCCUAACAAAUCCUUCCAAUUCACAUUACAAUUUGUUUCCAACUCGUUUUCAAUUCUUACUUCAAAUGCAGAAGUUGAAAUCGACAACGAAGACCAAAACUCAGGUUCUAAAAAACCAGUAGUACGUUUGUCUUUGGCGUCAUCCUUAUUUUGGUACAAGAAACUAUUUAAAGUCGUCAGGUUCAACAUGGAUUCCUUAAGCAGGAUGAUUGCUUCUACAACAACAGUCAAGUUUGACUUUGGAAUCAAAUUGAACGAAUUCAGAAGUAAUAUUCUGUUGAUAACCAACCUCUUGAAAUAUGUC
Messenger RNA from Scheffersomyces stipitis CBS 6054, 1773 nucleotides. It is a transcript of the gene STB6, whose product is annotated as Zn(II)2Cys6 transcription factor. NCBI's taxonomy places the organism in Eukaryota, Fungi, Ascomycota, Pichiomycetes, Serinales, Debaryomycetaceae. The annotation marks the transcript as partial. Gene Ontology annotation, molecular function: DNA-binding transcription factor activity, RNA polymerase II-specific; zinc ion binding; sequence-specific DNA binding. The transcript has 4 exons. The record is from RefSeq and is a predicted model, not a curated record. Gene Ontology annotation, biological process: DNA-templated transcription; positive regulation of transcription by RNA polymerase II.